Messenger RNA from Eimeria necatrix, 1530 nucleotides. Its product is annotated as WD domain, G-beta repeat-containing protein, putative. Bases 1 to 1530 code for a protein of 509 amino acids. Gene Ontology annotation, cellular component: 90S preribosome; small-subunit processome; nucleolus. Lineage: Eukaryota; Apicomplexa; Conoidasida; Eucoccidiorida; Eimeriidae. The transcript is spliced from 15 exons. Gene Ontology annotation, molecular function: aminoacyl-tRNA ligase activity; ATP binding; protein binding. The record is from RefSeq and is a predicted model, not a curated record. Gene Ontology annotation, biological process: maturation of SSU-rRNA from tricistronic rRNA transcript (SSU-rRNA, 5.8S rRNA, LSU-rRNA); tRNA aminoacylation for protein translation.
AUGGGGGGCCCCCACGGGGCCCAGGCGUCAACAGCGCCUGGAGCCAAACAGAGCCAACUGCCCAUGAGUGAUCCCCAGUCGCGUACGGCGAAGAGGUCACGUGGCACCAUAAAACGGCAGAGGGCCUUAGAGCAGAAGGUGCAGGAGAGCGUUUCCGCUGUGAACUCGUUGCUCACAGAAACAGAAGGCUUUCUUGAGGCCGAGGGAUUAGAGAAGACGUAUAAAUUCACUCAGGCCGAUAUACUCGAAAAUGUCAGCGAGGAAAUAGGGAAGAAGGCGUUUCGCCUUGGCUUGUCUUUCGGCCCCUACUUCGUUGACUACACGCGCGGCGGCCGUCACCUUCUGCUGGGGGGCCAAAAAGGGAAUUUGGGUGUUUUGGAUUGCCAUGAAAUGAAAACGAUCUGCGAAGUUAAUGUGAAGGAAACCGUACGGUCUGUCUGCUUUCUCCAGAAUCACACACUCUGGGCCGCAGCUCAGAAGAAGUACGUCUACAUCUACGACAACCAGGGCAUCGAAGUUCAUUGCCUUAGAGACCUCAUGCUGACUUAUUCUUUAUCAUUUCUACCUUACCAUUACCUCAUGGUCUCCAUAGGAGAAUUCGGUGAACUAAAUUAUUACGACAUAUCGACGGGCCAAAUUGCUGCAAAACACAGGACCAAGAGGGGGCCCUGCGGGGUGAUGGCCCCAAAUCCUACGAACGCAGUGAUGCAUCUCGGACACACGAAAGGCACCGUCACUCUUUGGACACCAAACCUCGGCAAGCCGGCGGUGGACAUGUUGUGCCACAAAGGAAAAGUCACUGCGCUUGCAGCGCAAGAUCAAUACAUGGUUACUGCUGGUGUGGACGGGAAGUGGAAACUGUGGGACCUGCGCAAAUACGAGGCCGUGCAGUCGUUUAAUUAUUUCGGUUCCCCGCCCUCGUGUGUUUCAAUAAGCCAGACAGGGUUGGUAGGAUUAGGCUUCGGAUCACAUGUGCAAAUAUGGAAAGAUGUAUUAACUCAGCAAAGGGCUACAUUGUACUUGACGCACGAAAUGCCAGGGGAGCAAGUGAGCUGCCUUGCCUUCAGACCCUUCGAAGACGUCUGCGCCUACGGGUCCACAGGUGCAGUAGGAACCCUGCUCGUGCCUGGUGCCGGCUUGGCCAACUACGACUCAAGAGACGCAAAUCCUUACGAAACCAAGAAGCAAAGGCAGGAACGUGAGAUCCACUCUUUGCUGGAAAAGAUACCUGCGGAUAUGAUUUCGCUGGACACAACGCCGAUAGGGACAUACGACAAGAAACGCAAGGCUGCCCCAGUGCUGCCGCCCGAACCCAAUAAAGACGCUAAGAAACCAAAGAAACAGAAAAAGAAGCAGAGAGGAAGGGACGCAGCUGAGAAGAGAAGCCGGAAAAACGAACGCGAGCACCUCAUACACAGAAGGCAGCAAACAGCUCUGCGGCUUUCAGCGGCAAGAAACAACAAGAAUGACAAGAGCGAGAAAAGGAAGGAAACAAUUACAGGGGCCCUUGCUCGUUUUGUCAAGAAAUGA